UUGUUUCCAGGGUCAUGGGAAGGUUACGCCUACACGUCCUGUUUCUAGUGUUUCUGUGUUUGGAGUUCUCUCGAACUUUCUGAGCACCGCUUUUUCGUUAUAAUGAAGGACAGCUUUCUAUUCGAUGUUUGUGAGUAAAGCACGAUUAACAGUGAUAUUCUGGAAAUAACUAUACGCCUGAAAUGCAGAAAGUUAAUUCAUUGGAUGGACUGCGGUUUAUGAAAAUCCAGCAAUAGUUUUCCAGAAUGUUUGGAUGUAUAGUGGCCGGUAGAUUGGUCCAGACAGAGCCACAGCAGGUGGCCAGUGACAAGUUUGUCUUCAGCCUGCCAGACUGUGAAAAUGUCAACCAUGUGGUAGUCUUCAUGCUGGGCACAAUGCCCUUCCCCACGGGCACAGGUGGGGCAGUCUACUUCUCCUUCCCGGACCCCAAUACCAGCCCAGUGUGGCAGUUGCUUGGUUUCAUCACCAAUGACAAGCCCAGUGCCAUCUUCAAGAUUUCAGGCUUGAAGGCAGGUGUGGGCGGAGAACAUCCCUUUGGAAUGAUGUCUGCACCCCACAUGCCCUCAGUGGCCCAAGUGGGUGUGUCUAUUGAAUCCCUCGAGCAGCUGGCUCAACAGACUCCUCUAUCCAGCGCCACUGUCUCUACUGUGGAUUCCUUUACACAGUUCACGCAGAAGAUGCUGGAGAGCCUCUACAACUUCUCCUCUUCCUUUGCUGUGUCUCAGGCUCAAAUGACCCCCAACCCAUCAGAGAUGUUCAUCCCUGCCAGCUCCGUCCGUCGAUGGUAUGAAAACUUUCAGAGAAGAAUGAACCAGAACCCAAACUUCUGGAAGACAUGAGAUUGUGGAGAAGUUUUUAAAUGAUUAAUUAAAAAAACAAAAAGGGUCCAUUCAAUAAAACACCCAUACACCCCCUGCCAGAAUAAAUAUUAAUAUUUGUUUGCCUUUUAAUAAAAUAAAAAAUGUAAAGCAUUUUUAUAGGUGUUUGACAUGAAUUACCCUGCUGUGUAUGUAGAUACAAUUUUUUUUUUUUGUUUUUUUGCAUCCAACCUUGAUAAAACGAGACAAAAUUCUA
Brienomyrus brachyistius is the source of this 1074-nucleotide messenger RNA. It is a transcript of the gene hikeshi, whose product is annotated as heat shock protein nuclear import factor hikeshi. Lineage: Eukaryota; Metazoa; Chordata; Actinopteri; Osteoglossiformes; Mormyridae. The transcript is spliced from 5 exons. Gene Ontology annotation, cellular component: nucleus; cytosol. The record is from RefSeq and is a predicted model, not a curated record. Gene Ontology annotation, molecular function: nuclear import signal receptor activity; Hsp70 protein binding. Gene Ontology annotation, biological process: protein import into nucleus. The coding region runs from base 246 to 839 and encodes 197 amino acids.